Messenger RNA from Apodemus sylvaticus (European woodmouse), 1086 nucleotides. It is a transcript of the gene Slc35g6, whose product is annotated as solute carrier family 35 member G6. The record is from RefSeq and is a predicted model, not a curated record. The transcript is spliced from 2 exons. The coding region runs from base 1 to 1086 and encodes 361 amino acids. NCBI's taxonomy places the organism in Eukaryota, Metazoa, Chordata, Mammalia, Rodentia, Muridae.
AUGGCUGAAGCUGUGCAGGGGACCAGGCAACCCGACCCAGGAGGAGAGGAGGAAGUCCAAGAAGAGAUGGCUGCCAGUCAUCCCUAUUUCAACCUGCCUGACUUCACCCAGCCAUCACCGCCCUCCACUCCAGCCAGCCUCCCCUCGAACCACCACCAUCGCUGCGGGCCCUCCAAUGCCACCAAAGGCCUGUUUGUGGCCCUGCUGGGUGGAGGCCUGUCUGCUGGCUUCGUGGGCCCGUUCUCCCGUAUGGCUUACCAGACUUCCCACUUGCCCUCGUUGGAGCUGCUCAUCUUCCGAUGCCUCUUCCACCUCCCCAUUGCCUUGUUACUUAAGCUUCGUGGUGAUCCACUGCUGGGACCUCCUGAUGUCCGGGUUCGGGCCUUCCUUCAUGCCAUUCUCAACGUCCUCAGCAUUGGCUGUGCCUACAGCGCCGUUCAGGUGGUGCCUGCCGGCAAUGCAGUCACUGUUCGCAAAGGUUCUUCCACCGUGUGCUCUGCCCUCCUUGCGCUUUGCCUGGAGAGCCAGGGUCUCAGUGGCUAUGCCUGGUGUGGCCUCUUUGGCAGCACCCUUGGGCUAAUCAUCAUUGUGGGACCUGGACUAGGGACAUUGCAAGAGGGGACUACCGGCCUCUACACAGCCCUGGGCUAUGUCCUGGCUUUCCUGGGAGGUCUAGCACUGUCGCUGGGGCUGCAGAUUUACCGCUCUCUACACUUCCCCUCCUGCCUACCCACGGUGGCCUUCCUAUUUGGCCUGGUGGGGCUAACGGUCUGUAUACCAGGCCUCUUUGUGCUACAGACCCCCGUGCUACCCCAAGACACUCUGAGCUGGAGCUGCAUGGUGGCAGUGGGGCUCCUUGCUUUGGUUUCCUUUGUAUGUGUAAGCUAUGCGGUCACCAAGGCCCACCCUGCCCUGGUAUGUGCUGUCCUGCACUCUGAGGUUGUGGUGGCCCUGAUGCUGCAGUAUUACGUGCUCUAUGAGACUGUGGCACCCUCUGACAUCAUGGGAGCAGGGGUUGUAUUGGGCAGCAUUGCCAUCAUUACUGCCCAGAACCUCAGUUGUGAUAAGGACGGGCAAGUGGAGUGA